This is a messenger RNA of Lachancea thermotolerans CBS 6340, 1038 nucleotides long. RefSeq names its product Mrx20p (gene MRX20). The record is from RefSeq and is a predicted model, not a curated record. Gene Ontology annotation, biological process: mitochondrial citrate transmembrane transport. Lineage: Eukaryota; Fungi; Ascomycota; Saccharomycetes; Saccharomycetales; Saccharomycetaceae. Bases 1 to 1038 code for a protein of 345 amino acids. The transcript has a single exon.
AUGAACUCGAUUGUUGCUGGCAGCGCAGCGGCAGUUUUCCAGACAACGGUUUCAUACCCUUUUGAGUUCUUGAAAACAGGGCUGCAACUGCAUAGAGCGCUACCGAACAUGGCUCCUUUCAAUAUGAUGCACCAAAUUAAGGUUUACUUUGCGGGUUGCAGCGCUCUGAAUGCAGGGACUCUACUGAAAACAGCUACACGUUUCACAACUUUUGACCGCGCGUGCCAGCUGUUGCACGAUCCUGAGUUGCCGCAAGGAGCUGCAAUCUCAGGUCCCAGACUGCUGGCAGCCGGGAUGAUUACAGGAUUUAUGGAAAGCUUACUUAUAAUUCCAUUCGAGAACAUCAAAACUACUAUGAUUGAAAAUGCAUUAGCUCUAUCUGAAAAAUCGAGGUUAGAACUUUCCAGAAGUGAGGCUAAAUCGUCGCACAAUCCUCAGGCUUUAAAAGGAUCGCGAACUGUGCCAUAUGCGCACACUAGUAUGACAGGACAGUCUAGACCCACAUUUCAUGCGCGCAAAGAACAAGCUUUGCACCCCCGUCAAAAAUGGGCCAUUUACUACGAUGAGCACCCCUCUCGGCAGCUAUUUACCACAAUUCAGGAGAUGUUUCGCACAAGAGGGCUCCGCGGCUUCGUGCAAGGAACCGCACCGACAAUCAUCCGCCAAACCGCGAACUCAGCUGUACGGUUCACAUCUUACACCUCUUUGAAGCAAGUUUUUUCUCCCGAUGGACCUAUCAAUGAAUAUUACGCGUUUGCUCUGGGCUUCGUUUCCUCUUGCGCCGUUGUGGCAGUUACGCAACCCAUUGACGUGGUGAAAACAAGAAUGCAGUCUAAGUACACUUGGGUUAAUUACAAAAACUCUCUAAACUGCGCUUACCGGAUUUUUGUAGAGGAGGGCUUUACAAAGUUCUGGAAGGGAUGGGCCCCCAGGUUAAUGAAAGUUGGGCUUUCUGGUGGCGUUUCAUUUGGAGUCUAUCAAUAUGUUGAUAAUUUGAUGAAAGCUUAUGCUGGCCCUCAAGAGAUGGGCCACGAUUGA